AUGAAGUACGGGCUUGAAUUACAAAAUAACAUUUUUCCACCAUGGCGAUUGUCCUAUGUGGCGUAUGAUGUUCUCAAGCAAGAGCUCAAGAGCCGUCAGCUUGACCAUGGCUGGACCGAACAAGAUGAACAUGAUUUUGUGCACUUGCUUGAUAAUGAGCUGACCAAAGUGUAUGAUUUCAUCAAUGCCAAGCUAUCUGAGAUUGAUGCACGGAUCCUUUAUUGUGAGCGCACCAUUCAGACAUUGCAGCACAACCCGACCAUGCAAACCGAUGCAAGUUACCAAAUCAUGGAUGAAGCGCUCACCGAGAUCCUCUUUGAUGUGAACGACUUGUCACGGUUCACGCGUGUCAACUUUAUUGCCAUCCAAAAGAUCCUCAAGAAACAUGAUCGGUGGACAGGUCUCGAUCUCAAGCAAGCCUAUGUUGACAAGUUGCGUGACAAGCCUCUUGAUAAUCAACGUUUUGAUGUGGCCAUUGUCUACAUUUCAGCCCUUCAUGAUAUUUGUCGUACGCGUGGUGGCAAGAAACGAGCUCCGGGUGAAGGUGUCAAUGCCAACGGCGACCAAAAUGCAUUUGAACGAGCCACUGCCAAGUAUUGGAUUCAUCCCGAUAAUAUUACAGAAGUCAAGGCCAUCAUCAUGUUGCAUUUGCCGGUGCUUAUCUUUAAUCGCAACAAAAAAUGGGAGCCUGAGGAUUCAGCCAUUUCAAGUGUGUAUGUCGACAAUGACAACUUUGACUUGUAUCAAGGUCGAUUGCAACGUGACGAAGGUGCUGAAGCGAUUCGUUUGAGAUGGUAUGGUCCGUAUGACACAAAGAGUGUAUUUGUGGAGCGUAAAACACACCAUGCGGCGUGGCUGGAUGGUGCUUCCGUCAAGGAUCGGUUCCGAAUCAAUGAAGGUCGGGUAAAUCCCUUCCUGGAGGGAUCAUACACAGCUGACCAAAUUGCACAAGAAUUGCGUUCACAAGGACAAGAUGCAUCGACGGUGGAUAACGUUCACUUUAUUGCCAAUGGUGUUCAAACCUCAUUUCGGGAGAAACAACUACGCCCCACCUUGCGUGUCUUUUACAAUCGCACUGCUUUUCAAUUGCCGGAUGAUCAAAAGCUGCGUAUUUCACUCGACACCAACUUGACAUUUAUCCGUGAAGAUCAUUUGGAUGGUGUUCGACGACGUGAAAAAGACAAUUGGCGACGAAAGGAUGUGGACAUUGAUCCACCCUUUAGCUAUCUUCCCGAAGAUGAGAUUUUACGAUUCCCUUACGCUGUCCUUGAAACCAAACUUCAAACACAUCUUGGUCAAGAACCACCUGCUUGGUUGACAUCCUUGGUGGAAAGCCAUUUGGUCCAUGAAGUACCACGCUUUUCCAAAUACUUGCAUGGUGCUUGUCAUUUCUAUCGUGAACGCUUACCCUUGUUGCCAUGGUGGCUAUCCGAACUCAAUGUGGACAUUCGCAAGCCUCGUAACGAAAAUACCGGUCUUACCCGUUCACGCAGCUUCAAGCCUCUCAUUGAUGGUCGUUACCGCCGUGCCAUGAUUGAAGAAAAGGAGCGUGCCAAUCAAAUCGCUGUGGUACGUCGUGGAUCACAACGUCAACAACAAGAGCCACAACGCCUUGCUGUUGUCUCUGAAGAAACAAGCAGCAGCAUUGCACGUCCCUUAUCAUCCAGUGAAACACUCACACGCACAUCACCACCCACACCGGCACCUACAAGCAAGGAUCCUUUACGUAAACGAUUGCUGGAUGAUGAUAAAGAUACACCACCUGCUUGGCAACCUGUACGUAAUAGCGUGGUCGCCAUUGGUGUGCCUGUGGAUGAAAAACCAAACAACGGUGCUUCAAGUGCAGCAGCAGCAGCAGGCGAUAAUAGCAGCAACGACAAGCAACGGAAAAAGUUCAAGGUGCCUUUCAUGUGGAACAACAUGCUCAAUGAAGGUCAACCCAACGAACGUCAAAAGGUCAAGGUGCGAGUCGAACCCAAGGUCUUUUUCGCCAACGAACGUACAUUUAUUUCUUGGUUACAAUUCUGUGCCUUGUUGCUUACGGUGGCCUUGUCAUUACUUAACUUUGGUGACAAUACAAGUCGUAUCAUUGGUGGUAUCUUUAUUGGCCUGGCAGCCGCUGUAGCUAUCUACGCUCUCUAUCGCUUUGAGAAACGUGCUUGGAUGAUCAAUCGUCGUGUCGACGGUCGCUACGACGAUCUUUGGGGUCCUGCUGUUCUUUGUACACUUCUUGUCGGUGCCCUUAUUGUCAACUUUUAUCUACGUUUCCAUUAG
Messenger RNA from Lichtheimia ornata, 2274 nucleotides. RefSeq lists its product as uncharacterized. The transcript has 3 exons. Bases 1 to 2274 code for a protein of 757 amino acids. NCBI's taxonomy places the organism in Eukaryota, Fungi, Mucoromycota, Mucoromycetes, Mucorales, Lichtheimiaceae. Gene Ontology annotation, cellular component: fungal-type vacuole membrane; vacuolar transporter chaperone complex. The record is from RefSeq and is a predicted model, not a curated record.